Molecule: messenger RNA, 2428 nt
Organism: Rhododendron vialii
Lineage: Eukaryota; Viridiplantae; Streptophyta; Magnoliopsida; Ericales; Ericaceae
Exons: 4
Coding region: 233-2254 (673 amino acids)
Source: RefSeq, a predicted model, not a curated record
UUUAGAGAAUUUUCAACGCGUUAUCUCCAAUUGGAUAAACUUCUGCACAAACUCCAAAAAUCCAACUCCAUAUAUAUAGACGUACUACCUGAUAUCUUUCUUGAUUCAAGACGUUCACCCAGAUUUUUCUACACAACCCAUUUCGUGUUCUCGGGAUUCUGAUUCAAUCUUUUGUGGGUUUCAUCAAUUUCGUUUUGCGCUUUUGAUCCAAUCUUUUGUGGGUUUCUCCUGAAUGUUUCAGGUUUCAGAUUACCCACCCUUCGCUCAAUUGUUGUGCACGAUCUUCCUAUUGCAAGAGUUCAUAAAUCUUGGUCUGGGUCUUUUUAUAAGCAAAAUGGCUUCUUUGAAGCCCGAGGUCCUCACGAAACUUCUUGAAGACAUGAACGAAGAGGAAAAGGGGGAUGAAGAUGUUCGAAAGCCGGUCUUGUUGCAAAUAAGAAGCAUAAUUCCUGUGUUGGAAGAAGGGGAUCUUUGGCCUAAUAGAGGGUUUUACUUAAAAGUUUCAGAUUUAUCGCACGCUAUGUAUGUAUCUCUACCUCAUGAACAAGAUGAAUUGAUUUUGAGCAACAAAUUGCAACUUGGUCAGUUUAUAUAUGUGCAGAAAUUGGAGGCUUCGUACCCGGUUCCAGUGCUCAGAGGUUUGAUGCCUGUUCCAGGUCGACAUCCUUGUGAUGGAGCUCCACAGGAUAUUGUGCCUGUGACCAAUUUGGUUAAGUUUCUUGGGGCAUCUGAUUCAGAUUCAAUAAAGGAAAAGGGCGUUAUUUUCGAGAAAAAAACAAUAACUCGCGGGUUAUCUGAUUCAGAGUCUUUAUUGGAUAAUAAUAGCAGUGGUUAUGGGGAGAGAAGGGAUCACGGAAAGUUACGUUCUUUGAGUGCUUUGAAAGGUCAGCCUAGUGAACAGAGAAGAGGAGUGAAUUGCAUAUCGAAAGGAUGUGAAAAUGAUAAGAUAAACUCGGAUAGUUUGAAGGGGUAUCGGGAUUCUGGUGAUAAUGAUAGUGAUUCUGAGAGUCCUAAGUCAUCUGUGUCGUCCACACAGAUAUCAAAGAGAAGAAGCUGGACAGAAAGAGAACUUUUGGAUGUUAAGGAAAUUUUUGACUCCUCAGUUGCCAAGCAUGAGACAAAGCCAAGGGCGCGUUGUCGCAGUACUUGUGCUUCUCCCGUUCGUUCCACGAGGUAUGACAGCUCCGAGGACAAUUCUACUUCUACAACAAGAAGAAGAGUUGCCGGUUCUACCACAAAUGUAGUAAAAAAUUCUUCCAGAGGCAAGUCCACUGCUCCAAAGAUAAACUGCAAUGAGGAGACCUUAUAUACAGAAAAAAUGUUUGCAGCAGUCGAUGAUACAAAAGUGGCAGAAAGUAGAAUUUUGUGGGACUCACUCCCGUCAAGCCUAGCAAAGCUUGGCAAGGAGAUGAUAAGACACAGAGAUGUUGCUUUGCAUGCUGCUGUUGAGGCUCUGCAAGAAGCUUGUGCUGCUGAUAAAUUGGUCAAAUGCCUAAGCACGUACUCACAGUUCCAUUCAUCAAACGGGGAUGAUCCACAACCAACCAUUGACAGGUUUUUCAAUCUCCAAGAUGACUUGGCUCAGACCAGAUUAGUAGUCCAAUCACUAACAAACAUCACUCCACUCAGAACAUCCGAUACUGAUAUCAACACCACCGGCUCAGUCAAGGAAGUGUUGAAUCUAGCAGUCGAAAGAAAGAAAAAUGCAACUUCAUGGAUCAAAUCAGCAAUAGCAUAUGAUCUCUCCCCAUGCACAAGCACAACAAAUGGCGCCAACACAGUGAAGAAACCAACUACAGCUACUAGUCGGGUUACAAAACCAAAAACAGGAUGUGUAAUUAAGAAGCAAAGGAAGAAUGUUGAGAUUUCAGUUGGAAUGACAUCUGAUAAGGAUAAACCAACGGAUUGGGUGAGAGGAACUACUUUGACCGGAGCUGCUGAGUUGGCUAAUGUCUUAAAUGAAGAAAGCCGGAGAUCUUUCAUGGGUUAUGUUGAGAAAUUUUUGGAUGAGGUUGAUAGUAGAACUUCUUGUAUUGACUCACAUAGCCGGAUAGCUGGGAUGAUGUAUCAGAUCAAGAGAGUGAAUGACUGGUUGGACAUCGUCAAUAAAGAGGCCAAUUCGAAUUCCACCAUGGGGAAUUGUGAAAUAGAAACUUGUGGAAGGAUGAAGAAAAAAAUAUAUGAGGUCCUACUGAAGCAUGUCGAAAGGACUGCCAUGGCGUUGGAAAACAUGAAGGUGGUCGAUCAAGAUUGAGAAUUUGAAGAUUUUAUCAGAUUUUUUUGUUAAGUCCUGUACAUAGGCUUGAAAGUGAUUGUGAGUAACUAAUCAACAAGAGAACUUAUAAACUGUUGAUAAAUACAUAUACAUUAUUAUUGAAAGCUUUGCUCUUAUUUCGCUACAUGCAUAUAUGGAUCUGAUGCUUGUUCU